Molecule: messenger RNA, 2170 nt
Organism: Talpa occidentalis (Iberian mole)
Lineage: Eukaryota; Metazoa; Chordata; Mammalia; Eulipotyphla; Talpidae
Gene: RBM41
Product: RNA binding motif protein 41
Exons: 7
Coding region: 537-1778 (413 amino acids)
Biological process (GO): mRNA splicing, via spliceosome
Cellular component (GO): U12-type spliceosomal complex
Molecular function (GO): U12 snRNA binding; pre-mRNA intronic binding
Source: RefSeq, a predicted model, not a curated record
CAUGGGCCUGAAUAUAUAUGGAUUUGUGAUUCAUAGGAUAGAAAAUACAAUGUCUUGUAAGCCUCUGUUACAGAAAGAAGAGAACCACUAGUGCCAGUGAUGUGCCUGACUUGUUUCUGCCCACUGUGGCUGCACUGCAGAGGAUGGACCUGAACCUCGACUGGAAACCGUGGGUAGGUCAGAGAAGACCUUGGCAGAAGCAAUAUUGUUAGGGAUGCAUUUGACAGAAAUUAGAGAAUAGCCAGGCUUUUGUGAUAUUGGAUGAGAGUGAAGAUGUCAAGGGUGAUUCCUUGGUUUUGAGCUGGAUGUUUUGUAUGUGCUUUUAACCUGGAGGAGAAAUGAAACAGAAAUAGUCGGACACUUUACAGCGCAACGGUUACUUAAUACUUUCUCUUUUUAUUGCUUCAGCUCUGUCGGACUACGAUUCCCAGAGGCCUGCACGGUACCACAAUACCCUUAGAGUCUGCCGCGUAGAGUUCUGGGAUUUGAAGUCCGCAGCCUAUUUACCCAAGUUAGAGAUAGGGGCCUGUGGAAACAUGAAGAGGGUGAACAGCUGUGUGAAGAGUGAUGAGCAUGUCCUGGAGGAGUUGGAAACAGAAGGGGAGAGGCAGCUGAAAAGCCUCCUUCAGCAUCAGCUUGAUACCUCUGUCUCCAUUGAGGAAUGUAUGUCUAAAAAAGAGAGCUUUGCUCCUGGUACUAUGUACAAGCCCUUUGGGAAGGAAGCAGCUGGAACUAUGACUUUAUCCCAAUUCCAGACACUGCAUGAGAAGGAUCAGGAAACUGCUUCUCUCAGGGAACUAGGGCUCAAUGAAACAGAAAUAUUGAUCUGGAAGAGCCAUGUUACAGGUGAAAAGAGGACAAGACUGAGGGCAACCCCUGAAGCAAUACAGAAGCGUCUUCAAGACAUUGAAGAAAGGAUCUCAGAGCGUCAGCGCAUCCUUUGCCUGCCACAGAGAUUUGCAAAGAGCAAACAGUUGACCCGGCGCGAAAUGGAAAUAGAAAAGUCUUUAUUUCAGGGAGCUGACCGCCAUUCCUUCCUUAAGGCUCUUUAUUACCAAGAUGAACCCCAAAAGAAGAACAAAGGUGAUCCCAUGAACAACCUGGAAAAUUUUUACCAAGAGAUGAUAAUGAAAAAACGUCUUGAAGAGUUCCAACUUAUGAGAGGUGAACCCUUUGCUUCCCACUCACUGGUCUCAGCUACAUCAGUGGGUGAUAGUGGCACAGCUGAGAACCCGUCAUUACUCCAGGACAAGGGAAUACAGGCAGCACAGGGUAAAGGUCCCAGUCUCCAUGUGGCCAAAGUUAUUGAUAAUUCACCUGAGCAGUGUUGGACUGGGCCUAAGAAGCUGACGCAGCCAAUAGAAUUUGUCCCCGAAGAUGAGAUCCAGAGAAAUCGUUUAUCAGAGGAAGAGAUCCGAAAAAUUCCUAUGUUUUCUUCAUAUAAUCCAGGGGAACCAAACAAGGUGUUAUACCUGAAGAACCUUAGCCCUCGGGUGACUGAAAGAGAUCUUGUCUCAUUGUUCGCUCGGUUCCAGGAGAAAAAAGGACCUCCAGUUCAAUUCCGAAUGAUGACUGGACGAAUGAGGGGACAGGCUUUUAUAACCUUCCCCAAUAAGGAGAAAGCAUUGCAAGCAUUGCAUCUAGUAAAUGGAUAUAAACUGCAUGGGAAAAUAUUGGUGAUCGAAUUUGGAAAGAACAAAAAGCAAAGAUCAGAUUUCCAGGAUACUUCCCUCAUAUCAUCUGCUACCAAUAACACUCCAGAAAUCAGUGGCAGCUAGGAGAUAUAUAGAGUGUAAAUCCUGGGAGGUCUUUCUUGCACUAGAAUUAUGGGUCUAGGAUUUGUAUAUAGAUAGUAAUUUUGUUUGGAAUUAAGGAGGAAAAGCUAAGUGGGAGAGAGAAAAAUCUAAUUAAGACAAUACAUUUCAGCUUUUGGAAAGAAUUGGUAAAAAAUAUUUUCUAUAAUCAAAGGCCAUAUAGGACAGACAAUAUGCUGAGUAUGAAGGCUAGGCCACAAAGAAUAUAAUUUUCUCAGGACAAAUUACAAAGGAUUUUUUUCACAGAUUUUUUGUUAGUGUUUAUAAUUUAUCUGGGAUCUUAAGUAUUUAUCCCUAGAGAUGAAAUUCCUUUCAAGACUGCCUCCUGUAUACAGAACUAAAAAGCAAAUGUUGAA